AUGAAUCGGUUUACUUCAUUAUUAAAUAAAAAAAUAUAUGAUGUAACAAUUGUAGGUAGUGGAAUUGUGGGAAUUGCAACAGCCAGAGAAAUUUUAAAGAGGAAUCCAACAUUAAAACUAUUGAUAUUAGAAAAAGAGGAUAGCAUAGCAAGACAUCAAAGUAGUCAUAAUUCAGGUGUUAUUCACUGUGGUGUAUAUUACAAACCAGGAUCAACCAAGGCACGAUUAUGUGUAAAGGGUUCAAAGAUGAUGUAUGACUAUUGUAAAGAAAAUGAUAUAAAGCACGAAAAUUGUGGAAAGAUCAUUGUUGCAGUAAAAAAGUCUGAGUUUGAUUCAUUAGAGGCAUUGUAUAAAAGAGGUAUUGAAAACGGUGUUCCAAAUAUCGAAAUGGUAGAUAGAGACAGAUUAUUAAAUUUAGAACCUAGUAUUACAGGUGGAUUAAAAGCAAUUUAUACACCAACAACAGGUAUUGUAAAUUAUUUAGAUGUAGCGAAAUCUAUGGCAAAAGAAAUUCAAGAUAAAUACCAAGCUGAGGUUCAACUGGGUUUUGAGGCAUCUAUUUUUGACUAUGACACAAAGGAUAAGCUGAUGUAUAUAGGCGAUAAAAACAACGAAAGAUCAAUUCUAACUCGACACGUAAUUACAUGUGCUGGAAUGUAUAGUGAUAGGGUAGCUCAUAAUGCAUUUGGUCAGAAAGAGCCUUCUAUCGUUCCAUUUCGUGGUAGUUUCCUUCAAUUUAAACCAGAAUAUAAACAUUUAAUUAAAGGUAAUGUAUAUCCUAUUCCUAACCCUUCUUUUCCUUUUCUUGGUGUUCAUUUUACAAAGAAAAUAGAUGGAAAUGUUUGGUUAGGACCUAAUGCAGUUCUAGCAUUCUCAAGAGAGGGUUAUAGUUAUAAAGAUUUUAGAGCUAAAGAUUUUCAAGAAAUUUUAACAAAUCCAGGUUUAUUUGCACUCUCUUUAAAGCAUUGGAAGUAUGGAGUUAACGAAUUGCUCCGUGAUAUCUAUCCAUCAAAUUUUAUAGAAUUAUUACAACCAUACAUGCCUGAUAUCUCUAUGGAUAUGUUGGAGGUUACCGAUGGUGCAAGUGGUGUUCGUAGUCAAGCAAUUUCACCUAAUGGAGAUUUAAUUGAAGAUUUUAUAUUUGACACACCAAAAGAUAAACCAAUAUUGCAUGUUAGAAAUUCACCAUCCCCCGCUGCUACAUCCUCAUUAGCAAUUGCAGAAGAAAUUGCAAAUAUGGCACAAAAUCAAUUUAAAGAAUUAAAUAAUACUAAAAAAUAUUAUUAA
This is a messenger RNA of Dictyostelium purpureum, 1287 nucleotides long. RefSeq lists its product as uncharacterized. Bases 1 to 1287 code for a protein of 428 amino acids. The transcript has a single exon. NCBI's taxonomy places the organism in Eukaryota, Evosea, Eumycetozoa, Dictyosteliales, Dictyosteliaceae. Gene Ontology annotation, molecular function: (S)-2-hydroxy-acid oxidase activity; (S)-2-hydroxyglutarate dehydrogenase activity. The record is from RefSeq and is a predicted model, not a curated record.